Messenger RNA from Piliocolobus tephrosceles (Ugandan red Colobus), 8123 nucleotides. It is a transcript of the gene FN1, whose product is annotated as fibronectin 1. The coding region runs from base 267 to 7427 and encodes 2386 amino acids. The transcript has 45 exons. Gene Ontology annotation, cellular component: extracellular region. Lineage: Eukaryota; Metazoa; Chordata; Mammalia; Primates; Cercopithecidae. Gene Ontology annotation, biological process: cell-substrate junction assembly; heart development; cell-matrix adhesion. Gene Ontology annotation, molecular function: proteoglycan binding; extracellular matrix structural constituent; integrin binding. The record is from RefSeq and is a predicted model, not a curated record.
GCCCGCGCCGACUGUGCUGCACAGGGGGAGGAGAGGGAACCCCAGGCGCGAGCGGGGAGAGGGGACCUGCAGCCACAACUUCUCUGGUCCUCUGCAUCCCCUCUGUCCCUCCACCCGUCCCCUUCCCCACCCUGUAGCCCCCAACUUCUUGGAGCCGUCAGUCCCCGGGAGGCAUUGGAAGGGAUUUUUCCCGCAGGUUGCGAAGGGAAGCAAACUCGGUGGCAACUUGCCUCCCGGUGAGGGCGUCUCUUCCCCACCGUCUCAACAUGCUCAGGGGUCCAGGGCCCGGGCUGCUGCUGCUGGCCGUCUUGUGCCUGGGGACAGCGGUGCCCUCCACGGGAGCCUCGAAGAGCAAGAGGCAGGCUCAGCAAAUGGUUCAGCCCCAGUCCCCGGUGGCUGUCAGUCAAAGCAAGCCCGGUUGUUAUGACAAUGGAAAACACUAUCAGAUAAAUCAACAGUGGGAGCGGACCUACCUGGGCAAUGCCUUGGUUUGUACUUGUUAUGGAGGAAGCCGAGGUUUUAACUGCGAGAGUAAACCUGAAGCUGAAGAGACUUGCUUUGACAAGUACACUGGGAACACUUACCGAGUGGGUGACACUUAUGAGCGUCCUAAAGACUCCAUGAUCUGGGACUGUACCUGCAUUGGGGCUGGGCGAGGGAGAAUAAGCUGCACCAUAGCAAACCGCUGCCAUGAAGGGGGUCAGUCCUACAAGAUUGGUGACACCUGGAGGAGACCACAUGAGACUGGUGGUUACAUGUUAGAGUGUGUGUGUCUUGGUAAUGGAAAAGGAGAAUGGACCUGCAAGCCCAUAGCUGAGAAAUGUUUUGAUCAUGCUGCUGGGACUUCCUAUGUGGUCGGAGAAACCUGGGAGAAGCCCUACCAAGGCUGGAUGAUGGUAGAUUGUACUUGCCUGGGAGAAGGCAGCGGACGCAUCACUUGCACCUCUAGAAAUAGAUGCAAUGAUCAGGACACGAGGACGUCCUAUAGAAUUGGAGACACCUGGAGCAAGAAGGAUAAUCGAGGAAACCUGCUCCAGUGCAUCUGCACAGGCAACGGCCGAGGAGAGUGGAAGUGUGAGAGGCACACCACUGUGCAGACCACAUCGAGCGGAUCUGGCCCCUUCACCGAUGUUCGUGCAGCUGUUUACCAACCGCAGCCUCACCCCCAGCCUGCCCCCUAUGGCCACUGUGUCACAGACAGUGGUGUGGUCUACUCUGUGGGGAUGCAGUGGCUGAAGACACAAGGAAAUAAGCAAAUGCUUUGCACGUGCCUGGGCAACGGAGUCAGCUGCCAAGAGACAGCUGUAACCCAGACUUAUGGUGGCAACUCAAAUGGAGAGCCAUGUGUCUUACCAUUCACCUACAACGGCAGGACGUUCUACUCCUGCACCACAGAAGGGCGACAGGACGGACAUCUUUGGUGCAGCACAACUUCGAAUUAUGAGCAGGACCAGAAAUAUUCUUUCUGCACAGACCAUACUGUUUUGGUUCAGACUCGAGGAGGAAAUUCCAAUGGUGCCUUGUGCCACUUCCCCUUCCUGUACAACAACCACAAUUACACUGAUUGCACUUCUGAGGGCAGGAGAGACAACAUGAAGUGGUGUGGGACCACACAGAACUAUGAUGCCGACCAGAAGUUUGGAUUCUGCCCCAUGGCUGCCCAUGAGGAAAUCUGCACAACCAAUGAAGGGGUCAUGUACCGCAUUGGAGAUCAGUGGGAUAAGCAGCAUGACAUGGGCCACAUGAUGAGGUGCACGUGUGUUGGGAAUGGUCGUGGGGAAUGGACAUGCAUUGCCUACUCGCAGCUUCGAGAUCAGUGCAUUGUUGAUGACAUCACUUACAAUGUGAAUGACACAUUCCACAAGCGUCAUGAAGAGGGACACAUGCUGAACUGUACAUGCUUCGGUCAGGGUCGGGGCAGAUGGAAGUGUGAUCCCGUCGACCAAUGCCAGGAUUCAGAGACUGGGACAUUUUAUCAAAUUGGAGAUUCAUGGGAGAAGUAUGUGCAUGGUGUCAGAUACCAGUGCUACUGCUAUGGCCGUGGCAUUGGGGAGUGGCAUUGCCAACCUUUACAGACCUAUCCAAGCUCAAGUGGUCCUGUCGAAGUAUUUAUCACUGAGACUCCGAGUCAACCCAACUCUCACCCCAUCCAGUGGAAUGCACCACAGCCAUCUCACAUUUCCAAGUACAUUCUCAGGUGGAGGCCUAAAAAUUCUGUAGGCCGUUGGAAGGAAGCUACCAUACCAGGCCACUUAAACUCCUACACCAUCAAAGGCCUGAAGCCUGGUGUGGUAUACGAGGGCCAGCUCAUCAGCAUCCAGCAGUACGGCCACCGAGAAGUGACUCGCUUUGACUUCACCACCACCAGCACCAGCACACCUGUGACCAGCAACACCGUGACAGGAGAGACAACUCCCUUUUCUCCCCUUGUGGCCACUUCUGAAUCUGUCACUGAAAUCACAGCCAGCAGCUUUGUGGUCUCCUGGGUCUCAGCUUCUGACACCGUCUCGGGAUUCCGGGUGGAAUAUGAGCUGAGUGAGGAGGGAGAUGAGCCACAGUAUCUGGAUCUUCCAAGCACAGCCACUUCCGUGAACAUCCCUGACCUGCUUCCUGGACGAAAAUACAUUGUAAAUGUCUAUCAGAUAUCUGAGGAUGGGGAGCAGAGUUUGAUCCUGUCUACUUCACAAACAACAGCACCCGAUGCCCCUCCUGACCCAACUGUGGACCAAGUUGAUGACACCUCAAUUGUUGUUCGCUGGAGCAGACCCCAGGCUCCCAUCACAGGGUACAGAAUAGUCUAUUCACCAUCAGUAGAAGGCAGCAGCACAGAACUCAACCUUCCUGAAACUGCAAACUCCGUCACCCUCAGUGACUUGCAACCUGGCGUUCAGUAUAAUAUCACUAUCUAUGCUGUGGAAGAAAAUCAAGAAAGUACACCUGUUGUCAUUCAACAAGAAACCACUGGCACCCCACGUUCAGAUACAGUGCCCUCUCCCAGGGAUCUGCAGUUUGUGGAAGUGACAGACGUGAAGGUCACCAUCAUGUGGACACCGCCUGAGAGUGCGGUGACCGGCUACCGCGUGGAUGUGAUCCCCGUCAACCUGCCUGGGGAGCACGGGCAGAGGCUGCCCACCAGCAGGAACACCUUCGCAGAAGUCACCGGGUUGUCCCCUGGGGUCACCUAUUACUUCAAAGUCUUUGCCGUGAACCACGGGAGGGAGAGCAAGCCUCUGACUGCCGAACAGACAACCAAACUGGACGCUCCCACUAACCUCCAGUUUGUCAAUGAAACGGAUUCUACUGUCCUGGUGAGAUGGACUCCACCUCGGGCCCAGAUAACAGGAUACCGACUGACUGUGGGCCUGACCCGAAGAGGCCAGCCCAGGCAGUACAAUGUGGGUCCCUCUGUCUCGAAGUACCCACUGAGGAAUCUGCAGCCUGGAUCUGAGUACACCGUAUCCCUCGUGGCCAUAAAGGGCAACCAAGAGAGCCCCAAAGCCACUGGAGUCUUUACCACACUGCAGCCUGGGAGCUCCAUUCCACCUUACAACACCGAGGUGACAGAGACCACCAUUGUGAUCACAUGGACACCUGCUCCAAGAAUUGGUUUUAAGCUGGGUGUACGACCAAGCCAGGGAGGAGAGGCACCACGAGAAGUGACUUCAGAUUCAGGAAGCAUCGUUGUGUCUGGCUUGACUCCAGGAGUGGAAUAUGUCUACACCAUCCAAGUCCUGAGAGACGGACAGGAAAGAGAUGCGCCAAUUGUAAACAAAGUGGUGACAUCAUUGUCUCCACCAACAAACUUGCAUCUGGAGACAAACCCUGACACUGGAGUGCUCACAGUCUCCUGGGAGCGGAGUACCACCCCAGACAUUACUGGUUAUAGAAUUACCACAACCCCUACAAACGGCCAGCAGGGAUAUUCUUUGGAAGAAGUGGUCCAUGCUGAUCAGAGCUCCUGCACUUUUGAUAACCUGAGUCCCGGUCUGGAGUACAAUGUCAGUGUUUACACUGUCAAGGAUGACAAGGAAAGUGUCCCUAUCUCUGAUACCAUCAUCCCAGCUGUCCCUCCUCCCACUGACCUGCGAUUCACCAACAUUGGUCCAGACACCAUGCGUGUCACCUGGGCUCCACCCCCAUCCAUUGAUUUGACCAACUUCCUGGUGCGUUACUCACCUGUGAAAAAUGAGGAAGAUGUUGCAGAGUUGUCAAUUUCUCCUUCAGACAAUGCAGUGGUCUUAACAAAUCUACUGCCUGGUACAGAAUAUGUAGUGAGUGUCUCCAGUGUCUACGAACAACACGAGAGCACACCUCUUAGAGGAAGACAGAAAACAGGUCUUGAUUCCCCAACUGGCAUUGACUUUUCUGAUAUUACCGCCAACUCUUUUACUGUGCACUGGAUUGCUCCUCGAGCCACCAUCACUGGCUACAGGAUCCGCCAUCACCCCGAGCACUAUAGCGGGAGACCUCGAGAAGAUCGGGUGCCCCCCUCUCGGAAUUCCAUCACCCUCACCAACCUCACUCCAGGCACAGAAUAUGUGGUCAGCAUCGUUGCUCUUAAUGGCAGAGAGGAAAGUCCCUUACUGAUUGGCCAACAAUCAACAGUUUCUGAUGUUCCAAGGGACCUAGAAGUUGUUGCUGCGACCCCCACCAGCUUGCUGAUCAGCUGGGAUGCUCCUGCUGUCACCGUGAGAUAUUACAGGAUCACUUAUGGAGAAACAGGAGGAAAUAGCCCUGUCCAGGAGUUCACUGUGCCUGGGAGCAAGUCUACAGCUACCAUCAGUGGCCUUAAACCUGGAGUCGAUUAUACCAUCACUGUGUAUGCUGUCACUGGCCGUGGAGACAGCCCCGCAAGCAGCAAGCCAAUUUCCAUUAAUUACCGAACAGAAAUUGACAAACCAUCACAGAUGCAAGUGACCGAUGUUCAGGACAACAGCAUUAGUGUCAAGUGGCUGCCUUCAAGUUCCCCUGUUACUGGUUACAGAGUAACCACCACUCCCAAAAAUGGACCAGGACCAACAAAAACUAAAACUGCAGGUCCAGAUCAAACAGAAAUGACUAUUGAAGGUUUGCAGCCCACAGUGGAGUAUGUGGUUAGUGUCUAUGCUCAGAAUCCAAGCGGAGAGAGUCAGCCUCUGGUUCAGACUGCAGUAACCAACAUUGAUCGCCCUAAAGGACUGGCAUUCACUGAUGUGGAUGUCGAUUCCAUCAAAAUUGCUUGGGAAAGCCCACAGGGGCAAGUUUCCAGGUACAGGGUGACCUACUCGAGCCCUGAGGAUGGAAUCCAUGAGCUAUUCCCUGCACCUGAUGGUGAAGAAGACACUGCAGAGCUGCAAGGCCUCAGACCGGGUUCUGAGUACACAGUCAGUGUGGUUGCCUUGCACGAUGAUAUGGAGAGCCAGCCCCUGAUUGGAACCCAGUCCACAGCCAUUCCUGCACCAACUGACCUGAAGUUCACUCAGGUCACACCAACGAGCCUGAGCGCCCAGUGGACACCACCCAAUGUUCAGCUCACUGGAUAUCGAGUGCGGGUGACCCCCAAGGAGAAGACCGGACCAAUGAAAGAAAUCAACCUUGCUCCUGACAGCUCAUCCGUGGUUGUAUCAGGACUUAUGGUGGCCACCAAAUAUGAAGUGAGUGUCUAUGCUCUUAAGGACACUUUGACAAGCAGACCAGCUCAGGGAGUUGUCACCACUCUAGAGAAUGUCAGCCCACCAAGAAGGGCUCGUGUGACAGAUGCUACUGAGACCACCAUCACCAUUAGCUGGAGAACCAAGACCGAGACCAUCACUGGCUUCCAAGUUGAUGCUGUUCCAGCCAACGGCCAGACUCCAAUCCAGAGAACCAUCAAGCCAGAUGUCAGAAGCUACACCAUCACAGGUUUACAACCAGGCACUGACUACAAGAUCUACCUGUACACCUUGAACGACAAUGCCCGGAGCUCCCCUGUGGUCAUCGACGCCUCCACUGCCAUUGACGCACCAUCCAACCUGCGUUUCCUGGCCACCACACCCAAUUCCUUGCUGGUAUCGUGGCAGCCGCCACGUGCCAGGAUCACCGGCUACAUCAUCAAGUAUGAGAAGCCUGGGUCUUCUCCCAGAGAAGUGGUCCCUCGGCCCCGCCCUGGUGUCACAGAGGCUACUAUUACUGGCCUGGAACCGGGAACCGAAUAUACAAUUUAUGUCAUUGCCCUGAAGAAUAAUCAGAAGAGCGAGCCCCUGAUUGGAAGGAAAAAGACAGACGAGCUUCCCCAACUGGUAACCCUUCCACACCCCAAUCUUCAUGGACCAGAGAUCUUGGAUGUUCCUUCCACAGUUCAAAAGACCCCUUUCAUCACCCACCCUGGGUAUGACACUGGAAACGGUAUUCAGCUUCCUGGCACUUCUGGUCAGCAACCCACUGUUGGGCAACAAAUGAUCUUUGAGGAACAUGGUUUUAGGCGGACCACACCUCCCACAACAGCCACCCCCAUAAGGCAUAGGCCAAGACCAUACCCGCCGAAUGUAGGUGAGGAGAUUCAAAUUGGUCACAUCCCCAGGGAAGAUGUAGACUAUCACCUCUACCCACAUGGGCCGGGACUCAAUCCAAAUGCCUCUGCAGGACAAGAAGCUCUCUCUCAGACAACCAUCUCAUGGGCCCCAUUCCAGGACACUUCUGAGUACAUCAUUUCAUGUCAUCCUGUUGGCACUGAUGAAGAGCCCUUACAGUUUAGGGUUCCUGGAACUUCUACCAGUGCUACUCUGACAGGCCUCACCAGAGGUGCCACCUACAACAUCAUAGUGGAGGCACUGAAAGACCAGCAGAGGCAUAAGGUUCGGGAAGAGGUUGUUACCGUGGGCAACUCUGUCAAUGAAGGCUUGAACCAACCUACGGAUGACUCAUGCUUUGACCCCUACACGGUUUCCCAUUACGCCGUUGGAGAUGAGUGGGAACGAAUGUCUGAAUCAGGCUUUAAACUGUUGUGCCACUGCUUAGGCUUUGGAAGUGGUCAUUUCAGAUGUGAUUCAUCUAGAUGGUGCCACGACAAUGGUGUGAACUACAAGAUUGGAGAGAAGUGGGACCGUCAGGGAGAAAAUGGCCAGAUGAUGAGCUGCACGUGUCUUGGGAACGGAAAAGGAGAAUUCAAGUGUGACCCUCAUGAGGCAACGUGUUAUGAUGAUGGGAAGACGUACCACGUAGGAGAACAGUGGCAGAAGGAAUAUCUUGGUGCCAUUUGCUCCUGCACAUGCUUUGGAGGCCAGCGGGGCUGGCGCUGUGACAACUGCCGCAGACCUGGGGGUGAACCCAGUCCCGAAGGCACUACUGGUCAGUCCUACAACCAGUAUUCUCAGAGAUACCAUCAGAGAACAAACACUAAUGUUAAUUGCCCAAUUGAGUGCUUCAUGCCUUUAGACGUACAGGCUGACAGAGAAGAUUCCCGAGAGUAAAUCUUUCCAACCCAGAGGAACAAGCAUGUCUCUCUGCCAAGAUCCAUCUAAACUGGAGUGAUGUUAGCAGACCCAUCUUAGAGUUCUUGUUUCUUUCUUAAGCCCUUUGCUCUGGAGGAAGUGCUCCAGCUUCAGCUCAACUCACAGCUUCUCCAAGCAUCACCCUGGGAGUGUCCUGAGAGUUUUCUCGUAAAUGCGGGCUGCACAUUGCCUGUUCUGCUUCAAAGUAUUCAAUACCUCUCAGUAUUUUAAAUGAAGUGAUUCUAACUUGUGAUUUGGUUUGGGAUCAAUAGGAAAGCAUAUGCAGCCAACCAAGAUGCAACAUGUAUUGAAAUGAUACGACCAAAAUUUUAAGUAGGAAAGUCACCCAAACACUUCUGCUUUCACUUAAGUGUCUGGCCUGCGAUACUGUAGGAACAAGCAUGACCUUGUUACUGUGAUAUUUUAAAUAUCCACAGUACUCACUUUUUCCAAAUGAUCCUAGUAAUUGCCUAGAAAUAUCUUUCUCUUACCUGUUAUUUAUCAAUUUUUCCCAGUAUUUUUAUACGGAAAAAAUUGUAUUGAAAACACUUAGUAUGCAGUUGAUAAGAGGAAUUUGGUAUAACUAUGGUUGGUGAUUAUUUUUUAUACUGUAUGUGCCAAAGCUUUACUACUGUGGAAAGACAACUGUUUUAAUAAAAGAUUUACAUUCCACAA